UUGGUGGCGGAGCCCGGAGAGCGUCGGGCCCGGAGGGUAGACAGGCUCUCGGCGGUGUGGCCCCAGGCUGGGCGGCGGGGCCUUCGCCAUGCCCGGGAUGGUGCUCUUCAGCCGGCGCUGGGCCAUCGCCAGCGACGACUUGGUCUUCCCCGGGUUCUUCGAGCUGUUCCUGCGAGUGCUGUGGUGGAUUGGCAUCCUGUCUCUGUACCUCAUGCACAGAGGGAAGCUGGACUGUGCUGGUGGAGUCCUGCUCAGCACUUACUUGAUCGUUCUCUUGGUUCUCUUGGCACUUGUUAUAUGUACUCUGUCAGCCAUCGUGCAUGUCAGCAUGAAAGGAACCAUUUGUAAUCCUGGACCACGGAAAUCUAUGUCUAAGCUGCUUUACAUCCGCCUAGCGCUCUUUCUGCCAGAGAUGGUCUGGGCUUCUCUAGGGGCCGCCUGGAUAGCAGACGGUGUUCAGUGUGACAAGACAGUUGUGAAUGGCAUCAUUGCAACCGUCGUUGUCAGUUGGAUUAUCAUCGCCUCCACUGCGGUUACCAUUAUCGUUGUCUUUGACCCACUGGGGGGGAAAAUAGCUCCGUAUUCCUCAGCUGGUCCCAAUCGCCUGGAUAGUCAUGAGUCGAGCCAGUUACUUAAUGGCCUCAAGACAGCGGCUGCAAGUGUGUGGGAAGCCAGAAUCAAGUUCUUGUGCUGUUGUAUUGGGAAAGACGACCGUACUCGAGUUGCUUUUUCGAGUACGGCAGAGCUUUUCUCAACCUACUUUUCAGACACAGAUCUGGUGCCCAGUGACAUCGCGGCGGGCCUCACUCUUCUCCAUCAGCAGCAGGACAAUAUCAGGAAUAACCAGGAGCCUGAUGAAGUGAUCAGCCAUCCCCCAGAGCCCUCCCAGGAAGCUGAUUUGGAUGCAGAGUUAGAAAAUUGCCAUCAUUAUAUGCAGUUUGCAGCAGCUGCUUAUGGCUGGCCUCUCUACAUUUAUAGAAACCAAUUUACAGGGCUGUGCAAGAUUGGUGGUGACUGUUGCAGAAAUAGGACAACAGAAUAUGACUUGGUUGGAGGUGAUCAGCUCAGCUGUCAUUUUGGCUCCAUCCUGCAAACGACAGGGCUCCAGUACAGGGAUUUCAUUCACAUAAGCUUUCAUGACCAGGUAUAUGAGCUUCCCUUUUUAGUGGCUCUGGAUCACAGGAAAGAAUCUGUUGUGGUAGCUGUGAGAGGAACCAUGUCUCUCCAGGACAUCCUUACGGACCUGUCAGCGGAGAGUGAGACCCUCAACUUAGAGUGUGAAGCGCAAGACUGUUUGGCACACAAGGGGAUUUCUCAAGCUGCCAGAUACCUUUACCGACGACUCAUCAACGAUGGGAUUUUGAGCCAAGCGUUCAGCAUUGCUCCUGAGUACCAGCUUGUCAUCGUGGGGCACAGCCUGGGGGCAGGCGCUGCAGCCCUGCUGGCCAUCAUGCUCAGACCCGCCCACCCACAGGUCAGGUGUUACGCCUUCUCCCCGCCCCGAGGGCUGCUGAGCAAAUCCCUUUAUGAAUACUCUAAGAACUUCAUUGUGUCACUUGUCCUGGGCGAUGAUGUGAUUCCCAGGUUAAGUGUGACCAACUUGGAAGAUUUGAAGAAGAGGAUCCUACGCGUGAUUGCUCACUGUAAUAAGCCCAAGUACAAGAUCUUGCUGCACGGAUGCUGGUAUGAGCUGUUUGGAGGGGAUCCUGACAACUUUCCAACAGAGCUGGAUGGGGGUGACCAGGGAGACCUGACACAGCCUCUUCUUGGGGAGCAGAGUCUGCUGACACACUGGUCCCCAGCGUACAGCUUCUCCAGCGACUCCCCCCUGGAGUCCCCCACCAAGUACCCCCCUCUGUACCCUCCCGGCAGGAUCAUCCACCUGGAAGAAGAGGGCCCUUCAGGGAGAUUUUGCUGCUGUUCUACUGCUCAUUAUAGAGCAAAGUGGUCACAUGAAUCAGAAUUCAGCAAAAUACUUAUCGGCCCAAAGAUGCUAACAGACCACAUGCCAGACAUCCUGAUGAGAGCCUUGGACAGUGUGGUGUCCGACAGGGCCACCUGCAUUUCCUGUCCGGCCGGAGGAAGCUCUCAUGUGGACAUGGUGUAACCAGGGCUCCUGGAGACUGCUCCAGGACAAUGGACUCGUGCUGCUCUUAAACUGUUUGAUUCCCAUGAUGCCAAUACCUUGGAUGUCCAUCGCUAGGAAUCUGAUGGGUAUGGAAUUUGAUGGUCUUCCAAAUGAGAGUAAUUUGAGAAAUAAUUUUGAUCAUAGUAUUAGCAGAAUCAGGAGUCAGGAGAGAGCACUGAGGUGAUGGGACUCUAGAGACUGAGAAUGAAUAUGUAAGGAAGCUUCAGGAAGGCCCUUUCCUGUUGGCCUGCUGAUUCCUUGGCCAUCUGAGAACUGCCCCAGGAAAGGGUCCUAAUGGAUCUGUAGACUCCCACCCCUCAGGCCACCUUUUCACUCUCAGGGUCUUAACACUGUUUAGCUGAGUCUGAACUUGGCACACAGGGGUGCAGUUUAUUUUGCAAACUAGAUUUUCCUGGCUACACAAACUCAGGACUCAGCUGGGAGGGUGCAGCCUGGGGUUUUCUCCUGGGUGGCACUAAGGGUCAGCCCUGAGCUCCGACUGGGAAUCAAGAUGAACCCGGGUCGGGGAUGAGGAGAGACCUCUCCUCCUGCCCUCCCCGAGCAGCGGCAGUGCAGUUCCUUGUUUACACUGCUUCAUCAACACCCAGUCGAUUACUGAAUUGUCAUGUAAUACUCUGGCUCCCGGAAGUCAACCAGGGGAUUCAGAGGGAGUUAAAAAAAUAAAGCACUUAAACAUGUCA
Molecule: messenger RNA, 2829 nt
Organism: Diceros bicornis minor
Lineage: Eukaryota; Metazoa; Chordata; Mammalia; Perissodactyla; Rhinocerotidae
Gene: DAGLB
Product: diacylglycerol lipase beta
Exons: 15
Coding region: 89-2107 (672 amino acids)
Biological process (GO): lipid metabolic process
Source: RefSeq, a predicted model, not a curated record